Oikopleura dioica is the source of this 738-nucleotide messenger RNA. Lineage: Eukaryota; Metazoa; Chordata; Appendicularia; Copelata; Oikopleuridae. The record is from the annotation of a GenBank genome assembly.
AUGCAUGGCUACAGAGUUCAAAAUGAAUACACGAGUUUUCCGUUUUUAACGAGAAUAGCUGCUACUUACUCCUUUUUGGUCACGUGUGGUUUUGUCUUUGGAAAAGUCUCACCGAACAGUCUGAUUUAUGACGAAACAGAAAUCGCCUCGGGCGAGUGGUGGCGCUACCUGACCGCCCACCUCUUUUUCGGCAUGCAUCAGGCUCGUCCUGGCGCCAUCGUCCGGUACAUCAUCGUCGGCAUGAAUUUUCUACGAUACUUUUACUACAUGGAAAACUAUUUCUUCUUCCAGCGAAAGUUCCAAUUCCUGACGAUGAUUUUUCUCUUCUUUGGCGCUGCGAAUGCUUUUGCUUCUUUCAACGAAGUCGCUGGUUUUUAUGGAGAUGUUGUGAGAAUGGCGAUUAUAACCGCGUGGUCACAGAUCUACUAUCAGGACAAGUUCUCGGUCGUUGCUGGUCUGGACCUGACGAGAUUCAACGCUACGAAGCUUCCUCUCGUCUGGCUCGCAUUCUUCUCCUUCAUCGACUAUCCUCUUUCGAUCGCUCCUAUCUCUCCAGUGCCUCACAUGCUCUUUGGAAUGGUCGUUGGAUAUCUUUAUUCUUUCCUCGCUUUCAGAUUUGGAAUGGUCCCUGAAGGCCUGACCCAACGAAGAGAACCAAUCAUUCACGAACUCAUCUACCCAGGCGAAAUGUUCGUCUACAUCGUCAUCUCAGUUCUUCAGGGCGGCAGAAUGGUAUGA